Arachis duranensis is the source of this 985-nucleotide messenger RNA. RefSeq lists its product as uncharacterized. Lineage: Eukaryota; Viridiplantae; Streptophyta; Magnoliopsida; Fabales; Fabaceae. The record is from RefSeq and is a predicted model, not a curated record.
AAUUUAAAAAAAAAAAAAAAACACGCAUGGAUUUUUGUUUGAAGGUUGAAAACCUCGUUAAGUUUGAAAACGAAGCAUCCGUGAGCUCAUCAAGGCAACAAGGCUUUUUCUUGAUUCUCUAUUUUGUUGCGUUUUGAACGUUGAAACUUUCCUUCCUUUUCCUCUCUCUGCUCAGCUACCUCGUCCUCCGUCCACGGUGGUCGGCGACUUGCUCCGACCAACCUCUCUCUGAGGAGGUUAGCUCCGGAACUUCUUACAAACACGUGGUGUGCUUCUUUUUCUGUUUUUGUUGUUUUGUUUCAUAGCCUUCUGACAUCUCAAUGAUGACCCAAGAACCAUCAGAGGAAUUGGAGAAACAUGCAACCUCAGGGCAUCGUGCAAGAGGCAAUAGUGAAUACGUUAGACUAGCCAUAUCUGAUGAGCCUAGGGCCGGUGAAGUUGAAAUCUCACAGCCUCAAGCAGAACCAGGAAUUAAUGCUUUCUGGUGGUGGAUGAAAGUCUUUCUAUGGUGCAUUAUCAUUGUUGUACUUUCUCUUGUUUUACUGAAAUGGGGUGUUCCUUUUAUUUUUGAAAAGGUUCUUUACCCAAUGAUGGAAUGGGAAGCUACUGCAUUUGGCCGCCCAGUUCUUGCCCUUGUACUUGUUGCUUCUUUAGCUUUAUUCCCAGUGUUCUUAAUUCCUUCCGGCCCUUCCAUGUGGUUGGCCGGCAUGAUUUUCGGUUAUGGCAUUGGCUUCGUUAUAAUAAUGGUUGGAACAACCAUUGGAAUGAUCCUCCCUUACCUAAUUGGGCUACUCUUCCGCGAACGCAUUCAUCAAUGGUUAAAGAAGUGGCCCACGAAUGCCGAAAUGAUUAGGCUUGCUGGUGAAGGAAAUUGGUUCCAUCAAUUUCAAGUGGUUGCUUUAUUUAGAGUUUCUCCAUUUCCCUAUACUAUAUUCAAUUAUGCUAUAGUAGUGACAAAUAUGAGGUUUUGGCCCUACCUAUGUGG